AUGCUCAAUGGCGCCCUCUUCUUGCUCGUCUGCGCGGCCGCACGAGCUGCUGCUUCGGGCGGAGACGGCCCGCUGCUGAACGGGAACUUCGAGUACGCGCCCAACAGGUCCCAGAUGAACGGCUCGAGGGUGAUGGCGGCGAACGCGAUCCCGUACUGGAAGGUCACCGGCUUCGUGGAGUACAUCGAGUCCGGCGCGAGGCAGGGCGACAUGGUCCUGACGGUGCCGGAAGGCCGGCACGCCGUGCAGCUGGGCACCGACUCCUCCAUCCGGCAGCAGCUCAGCGUGACGCGCGGCAAGUACUACUCCAUCACCUUCAGCGCCGCGCGCACCUGCGCCCAGUCCGAGAGGCUUAAGGUGUCGGUCGUCCCCGGCGACGACGUCGUGGCCGACGAGCUCCCCGUCCAGACGGUGUACACCAGCAGCGGCUGGGACUCCUACUCCUGGGCCUUCAAGGCCAAGCAGGGCGUCGUGUCGUUCAUCAUCCACCACGGGGACGACCAUGCGGAGGACCCCGCGUGCGGUCCCGUCAUCGACUGCGUCGCCAUUAGAGCGCUCAAUCCUCCUCGAGCCACCCGCAACAACAUGCUGAUAAAUGGGGACUUCGAGGAGGGGCCAUACAUCACCCCGGGCUCGCCGUGGGGGGUCCUGGUGCCGCCCAUGGACGAAGACGACACCUCGCCGCUGCCGGGCUGGAUGGUCAUGUCCUACUCCAAGGUGGUCAAGUACAUCGACUCGGCGCACUUCCGGGUGCCGCACGGCACCCGCGCCGUGGAGCUGGUGGCCGGCGUGGAGGUCGCGCUGGUCCAGGAGGUGGCCACCGUCCCCGGCAGCUCGUGCAGGCUGCAGUUCUCGGUGGGCGACGCGGCCAACGGGUGCGUGGCGUCGCCCAUGCGCGUGCAGGUGGCCACGGCGCGCGGGAGCAAGAGCGUGCCGUACAACUCGAAGGGCACGGGCGGGUACACGCGCGACGCGCUCGACUUCACGGCGGACGGCAACACCACGCGGGUGGUGUUCUACAGCUCGGGCUACCACACCACGUCCGACGGCAGCGGCACGCUCUGCGGGCCCGUCAUCGACGACGUCUCGCUCGUCUGCAUUUCACGCCCGCAUGCUCGCCGGUUGCUCCGCUGA
This is a messenger RNA of Triticum turgidum subsp. durum (durum wheat), 1134 nucleotides long. Lineage: Eukaryota; Viridiplantae; Streptophyta; Magnoliopsida; Poales; Poaceae. The record is from the annotation of a GenBank genome assembly.